GGCCUGUCUCAUUUAACACACAGCAGUCUUUGGGCAGAUUCGCUUCUCUUUCAGAAAAGGCUGCUGCAGGCGACUUGCAGAUUGCACGCAGGACCACUCAGCUCCGAGUUGGCAGCAGCCUGGCCUCAGAAGACGCAAGGAGUGCUGGGAACUCCGGAGAGACCCGAGUGCCUGAAGGAUGGUACUGGUGGCCUUGCUUGGACUCAGCUGGUUCUGUUCACCCCUGGGAGCUCUGGUUCUGGAUUUCAACAACAUCAAGAGCUCCACUGAUGUGCAAGGUGCUGGGAAGGGCUCCCAGUGUGCAUCAGACAAGGACUGCAACGUAGGAAAAUUCUGCUUCGAGCUGCACGAUGACAAGUCAUUCUGUGCCACAUGCCGCCGAGUUCGAAGGAGGUGCCAGAGGAGUGCCAUGUGCUGCCCAGGAACGGUCUGUGUGAAUGAUGUCUGCACUGCUGUGGAAGCCACAAGGCCAGUAAUGGACAGAAACACUGAGGAGCAAGUUGGUACCUAUGCAGAAGGAACCAGCAAAUGGCCCACAGAGGAAAACAGACCUCAGGGGAAGCCCAGUGCUAAGAAAUCGCAAAGCAGUAAGGGCCAGGAGGGAGAAAGCUGUCUGAGAACUUCCGACUGUGGCCCGGGACUUUGCUGUGCUCGACAUUUUUGGACAAAAAUCUGCAAGCCAGUUCUCCUAGAGGGACAAGUCUGCUCCAGGAGAGGGUAUAAAGACACUGCCCAAGCCCCGGAAAUCUUCCAGCGCUGCGACUGUGGUCCUGGACUGUCGUGUCGAAGUCAGGCGACUGGUAACCGGCAACAGACGAGGCUGAGAGUGUGCCAAAGAGUAUGAGUUGUGAAAACAUGGGACUCCUCGUGCUCACGCGGCAAGACACUAAUUUUAUUAUUGUUAUUUUUUAUUUUGUUUUUUUUCAGACAGGGCUUCACUGUGUAGCCCUGGCUGAGCUGGAACUUGUUGUCAGCCUGGCUGGCCUUGAACUCAUAGAGAUCCGCCUGCCUCCACCUCCUGGAUACUUUUUGGGGUAGGGGGAGGAGUUUUGAGACAGGGUCUCAAAGUAAGCUAUAUAGCCCAGGCUGGCCUCAAACUCACGAUCCUCUUACGCUCCAGGAUUGGGAUUACAGACGAGCACCACCACACCCAGCAUAUAUAUAACACUAAAUCAUGCAACUGAAACACACAGCCACCAGAGCACUAGGGGGCGCUACACUGUGAACUACUUCUGGCUUUUCCCUCCUGUCUAGAAUACUGACAUGAUUCUAUAAUAAAACAAUUCUGAUACAGCCAAUCAAUCUAUUCAAAUAAAUCUUUUUUAAAAAUUGAAAU
Peromyscus maniculatus bairdii (prairie deer mouse) is the source of this 1336-nucleotide messenger RNA. RefSeq names its product dickkopf Wnt signaling pathway inhibitor 4 (gene Dkk4). Gene Ontology annotation, cellular component: extracellular region. Gene Ontology annotation, molecular function: co-receptor binding; receptor antagonist activity. The record is from RefSeq and is a predicted model, not a curated record. Lineage: Eukaryota; Metazoa; Chordata; Mammalia; Rodentia; Cricetidae. Gene Ontology annotation, biological process: negative regulation of canonical Wnt signaling pathway; multicellular organism development.